This is a messenger RNA of Triticum turgidum subsp. durum (durum wheat), 1473 nucleotides long. Lineage: Eukaryota; Viridiplantae; Streptophyta; Magnoliopsida; Poales; Poaceae. The record is from the annotation of a GenBank genome assembly.
AUGGGGUGCCUGCCGUGCUUUGGGUCGAGCGGCAAGGGGGAGCCCGCCAAGAAGGGCGGCGCGCGGAAGGACGUUCCGUCGGAUCGCCGCGCCACCGGGGUCGGAUCAGAUAAACCAAAACCACAAGGUUUAUUGGACUCUAAGAAGGAUACAGUUAUCCCAAGGGAGGGAAACAAUCAACAUAUUGCAGCACACACAUUCACUUUUCGUGAGCUUGCUGCUGCCACUAAGAACUUCAGACAGGAUUGCCUAUUGGGCGAGGGAGGUUUCGGCCGUGUAUAUAGAGGACGUUUGGACAAUGGACAGGCUGUUGCAGUUAAGCAACUUGAUCGCAAUGGACUUCAAGGUAACAGAGAGUUUCUGGUUGAGGUCCUUAUGCUCAGUCUAUUGCACCACGAUAACUUGGUAAACCUAAUUGGAUACUGUGCUGAUGGGGAUCAACGUCUUCUUGUAUAUGAAUAUAUGCCGCUAGGAUCACUUGAGGAUCAUUUGCACGACAUUCCACCUGAAAAGGAACCUCUUGACUGGAAUACACGGAUGAAGAUUGCUGCUGGUGCUGCCAAGGGAUUAGAAUACUUGCAUGACAAGGCAAGUCCUCCUGUUAUUUACCGGGAUUUCAAGUCGUCAAACAUUCUUCUUGGCGAAGAGUUUCAUCCAAAGCUAUCUGACUUUGGCCUUGCAAAACUUGGCCCUGUCGGUGAUAAAACCCAUGUUUCAACUCGUGUUAUGGGAACUUAUGGCUACUGUGCCCCAGAGUAUGCAAUGACUGGACAGCUUACAGUUAAAUCUGAUGUGUAUAGCUUUGGUGUUGUGUUCCUUGAACUGAUUACUGGUCGUAAAGCAAUUGACAACACCAAACCACAUGGAGAGCAAAACCUAGUGGCGUGGGCUCGUCCUCUGUUCAAAGACCGCAGAAAAUUUCCAAAAAUGGCUGAUCCGGCACUUCAGGGCCGCUUUCCUAUGAGGGGUCUGUAUCAAGCUUUAGCCGUUGCUGCAAUGUGUUUGCAAGAGCAAGCUGCCACUCGGCCUUUCAUAGGAGAUGUGGUCACUGCUCUUUCAUAUCUUGCUUCUCAGGCGUAUGAUCCAAAUGCACCCACUCAACAUAGUCGGAGCAAUGCAUCUACCCCCAGAGCCAGAGACCGUGGUAGUGUGAACGGCGACCAGCGGCGUAUCCGGUCGCCAAAUCACCAUUCUCCAGAUCUGAGGAGAAAAGAAGCCACAACAACAUCGAAGUAUGAAGCCGAGGUUAGCAGGAAUAGUUCUGGUGGUGGUUCUGGUAGACGAUCAGGCUUGGAUGAUAGGGAUGUGACAGGUUCACAACAGGGUAGUCCUGCUCAGGCAGGAAAGAGGAGGGAAACUUCAAGGACCUCUGAGAGGCAGCGUGCUAUUGCAGAGGCUAAGACAUGGGGUGAGAAUUCUAGAGAGAGGAAAUGGCCGAAUGCUCGGGGCAGCUUCGAUAGUACAAAUGAGUAG